UCUGAAAAGUUUUGAUAUUACAGUAUUUUUUUCAUUUGAUGUAUCACAAUUCAGAGUCCUAUCACAUUCUUUAUUCAUCUUCAUACUUCAGCCUUUUUGAUGGUAUGCCUGUAUUUUUGUCAAAUCACUUGUUUUUUCACUUCUCCUAAAUAUUGCUCAUAGGUCCUACCUAAGUUUUGAGCGUGUAAAUGUAAAAAUAGGCUUAACUUCCACAAAGAAAUGUGCCUUCUCCUCUUUAUCUUAAGCCACAUUAUUUCUUGGUUUAGCUUUUGUUUUCACACUCUUUAGAUUGAGGUGUGAGUGCAAGAAAUUUCCUUUUCUUACCUCAACUCAGAGCCAACAACAGAAGGAGUGGUCCGAGGUGACUCGGUCUCACCGCCCAGAAGAGAAAAGAGACGGUGAAGCCAAGGGCUCGUUCUUGUGUGAAGAGUGCAGCUUUAUGCAGCUCCAGACCCAUUUGUCAGAUGGGAGUUUUGGUUCAGCAUAACCAGACCACCUGCCUUUUCUGAUUUUUACUUGAAAACUCAUGAGUUUUAAGUGUCGGCGGCUACUUCACUGGGCUAAUCCUGUGCAAACCAAACAGUAACCUGGGGGUCCAUUCUGCCCACAGGCCGCCAGUGUGCUUCUGAUGGAGGAGCAGAGUUUCUACCCGCACAGUAAAUCCCGUACCGAGCACAGGCACUGGACCCUCCUCCUUGUGUAAAGGUCCCUUGUGCCCAGCACAGGCCUGGUGGGGAGGUGCUCAGAGAGUGGAGAGGUGCUGAGGACUGUGUGCAGUACUUGGCAGCUGUGUCUGAGACGCUGGUCGUCAUGUAAAGCCUCCCAGAUAACCUUGGGCACACAAACGUGGAAAGAGUACUAUCUCUGCCGAUCCGAGCUGGAGUUCCGAAUGGAAUGUGGGCGGCCAGAGAAGGACUUCAUCUGCAAAGCCAUUGCUGGGCACACAGGAGAGAUAGACGAGCUGGCUUACAUCUCAACCAAUGCGUGCCGGUUUGAUGGGCAGGGGAAGUCCACCGUGUGCACCGUGUCCUCGGACAGCACCGUCCGUGCCUGGGAUGUGCAGGAGGGCACAGAGAUCUGGUCAAGCCCUCUGCAGCCCGCCGCUCUGGUGAACGUGGUGACCUUCCCUCGGCUGCAGCUGGCCGUCACCGUGGACGAGCGGGGCCUCAUCAAGGUGUGGGAAGCGGAGAACGGAUGGGAGCGGGCCUCCUUCUGCCUGCCUACGUUCUCGUCUGCAUUGCAGGCCUGCGACCAUCAGGAGGGCCCCUUCCUGCUGGUGGCCUGUGCUGAAGGCUUCCUGUACGUGCUCACAGUGCCCCAGCUGCAGCUGCGGUCCAGGACCCGUGUGUCCCCGAGCAGCCCCACCAGCCUCCUCUGCUCUCCUGACUGCCAGUGGGUGUUCGCUUCCACCCAGAACUCAGACCUGGGCCCGAAGGUGCUCCACACUCGCUCCCUGCUGUGUCCCGUGGAAGACAGGCCUCCCGCCUCUGCCACUCCACCCAUCUGGCUGACCUGCAGAGCCUGCUGGGCCCCUGACGAGACUGCCAGGCUGAUGGUGACACACAGGAACGACAACAGCAUGCAGCUGGUCGUCACCACCUACGAGCUAGGGACCAAGCAGUCGCAGGAAGGAGUGGACGUUGUGGUGCAACAGGUGGCAAGGUUCCUCCUACCGGACACCAUGAUGCCUCCUCACCUCAUGAAGGGCCAUGGCUCUCAGGUGAUCCUGCUGGUGUCCGGGUUGGAGCUGGCACUCUUCACCAUCCACGGCGUGCAGCUGGCAGUCUUCCAGGACCACCAGAGGCCCAUCACAUCCAUGUGGGUGGACCAGAGCCGAGUUGUCACUGCUUCCUUCGACCUGUCCCUGCGAGUCUACAUGUGGAAUAAGGAAAAGAAGGUUCCCGUCCUCAAGAGCUGCUAUCACCUGCUUGGGGGCUCCCACAGAUGGGCCAGCGGAUUCACCCAUGUGGAAGGCGACAGUACGAGCAUUGUAGGUGUGGAAGCCAGAAACAUUGGGACAAGUAUUCUGAGGUCCUAUUGCUUCAGAGUACAGCGUGGCUCAGAUGACUGCAUCGAUUGAAGAUCUCACUUUGGUGAAGAGCUUGUCUACAUACAAACUAAAUGAUUAUUUGUCAACAUUGAGACAGAAAUGAGCGGUUCUCAGAUGCUUGUUACUGGCCAGGUGCGAUGCUAUGUGACUUUUUUUUUUUUUUUAAAUUCUCGCAAGCCAGUGAAGGAGGUAUGAUGUCUCCAUUUUUCAGACGAGGAACAGGACCAGUAAUGGGAGGGUGACCCAUUAUGGCCUGUUGUCCAGUUGCCAUGCCACCUGCCCACGCUUGUGCAGAUUGCAAGUGGCAGAGGGGAGUGGAUGUGAGAAGGUCCAAGUACAAGGUGCAGGGGUUGUACUCGGACGAUGCUGUGGUUCAGAUAUGUAAUGAAGUAAGGAAAUGGUUCUUCCCCCCACUGUUAUGUGCUUUAGACACACAUUAAUAAAUGGUCGUGUGGCACCACAGUGCCUAACUGCA
Messenger RNA from Hyaena hyaena (striped hyena), 2525 nucleotides. RefSeq names its product F-box/WD repeat-containing protein 12-like. The transcript is spliced from 9 exons. Lineage: Eukaryota; Metazoa; Chordata; Mammalia; Carnivora; Hyaenidae. Gene Ontology annotation, molecular function: protein binding. The record is from RefSeq and is a predicted model, not a curated record. Bases 890 to 2080 code for a protein of 396 amino acids.